AUGUCGCAACUUCAGCUGACCGAGGACAUGACCUAUGAUAUGAAGGAUUUAGAAAGCGGACCAACUACUGAUGAUGCAGCACAUGAGCCUCUGGAUGAUGAAACUUGUGCUGAGCUGCAAGUUCUUCAAAGGAAUAACAUUAAUCGUAUCGUCGAAGAGAAGAACUGGGAUGAGCUUAAUGACUUCGGAGGAGUCAUUGGAGUUGCAGAAGCAUUGGAUAGUCACCUGGAAAAUGGAAUUGCUAGUGACACUAAAAAUAUGCGUCUGCACGACGAAACAAUCAAGUUUCCUCAAACUUGUGUACCUCCUGUAUUCAUGUUCUUCCACUUCUUGCGUGAAGCACUCAAAGGCUGGACGAUUUUCUUGCUUGCACUGAAUGCAUUACUUUCUCUUGGCUUUGGAAUUUUCGAAGAAGGGAUACAGAAGUGUUGGUUCGACAAUUUGAUUCUGCUUUUAUCCGUACUCGGACUGGUAAAGUUUAAGUUGGUGUGGAUGUAUUGGGAAACAAAAAAAUUACUGAAGAAGAUGGAGGAGCGUAAAAAGAAGAUACUGAGGGAGACAAAGGAGGUCCAUGUUAUUCGAGGAGGAAUCGAGGGUCCGGUUCAAUGCUCUGAUCUUGUUUAUGGUGAUAUAAUAUGUUUAAGAAGAGGAAACCUAAUCCCUGCAAAUGGGUUAUUUGUUUCUAAUUGUGGGGAAGCGUUAGAGGUAGGAGAUAACGAUGAUGAUGAUGUGAAGUUGUUUAUCAGUGAGAAGAACCCAUUUUUGUUAAUUGGUUCCAAAGUGAUUAAGGGUUAUGCUAAGAUGAUAGUGACAUCGUCUGUUGGCGAUGAGGCAGAAUGGACUGAAAGAAUGAGAAGAGCAAUAGCUGAAACUUCGCAUAAAGCUUUCGGUUUUGGUGCUUGUUUUGAGAAGUUGCGCACCACGAUUCAUGUUAUUGGGCUUGUCAUCAAUAUUCUAACCCUUGUGGUUUUGUUCGUGCGCUUUAAAUUCGGGCAGAAAGAUAAUGAGUACGGACAGAGACCAGAAACUAAGGAAGAACCAGUUGAAUUUAGACGGAUAGUAAAUUCCAUCAGAAAAUUUGUUAGAGAUCAAUCCAAAUUGACAACCUUGCUUUGUGUUUCACUGGUGGGGAUGACGGAAGGAUUACCUCUCGUUGUAGCAAUAGCAAUUGCGUAUUGGAAAGGGAAGAUAGUAUCAAACAAGGACUAUUCCAAAGUUAAUAUAGCAUUGCUCCUCGAGACAGAGUCGUCAGUUACUAUCAUUUGUUCCGCAAAGACUGGUUGGUUAGCACAGGAGAAUCAUCAGGAAGUUGUCAAAGAUGCUGUUGAAACUCUCACAGAAGGUGAAGUGAAGAUCAUAUUUGUCUCAGAAGAUGAUGUUGAUGAACUUAAAAACGUCGUCCGUGAAGCUGGGUUGGUUAAUAACCUUAACUCCGACGAUACUCUGGUGGUUAAAGGUGAGGAUUUUCAUCAAUUAACUGAUGAGGAAAGGAUGGAGAAAGUAGAUAGAAUCUGCAUAAUGGGAAAUUCCUCCCUUACUCACAAGCUGCUUCUGGUAAAGUGUUUGAAGCUAAAAGGCAAAGUGGUUCAUGUGCUUGGCGAAUGCAUAGCUGAUGGUUUGGUAAUCGAAAAGGCAGACUUUGGCCUGUAUAUAGAUACUUGGAGUUUUGAUUACCUGAUAGGUAUGAUCAAGUUUGGAAGAUUUAUUAGUGGGAAUAUGAGGAAACUUAUCCAAAUUGAGCUCAUUCUGACUUUUGCUAGUUUGUCAAUAAACUUGAUCUCAGUUAUGUUUACGGGGGAUGCUCCGUUAACAACUCUUCAGUUAGUCUGGCUCCAUUUUCUUGUUACAUUUCCUGGAGGUGUAGCAUUGCUCUCAGGAGUGGAGGAUGAAAUGUUAGUAAUUAGACGACGUAAACCACUAAUAACAAAGGCAAUGUGGAGGAACAUAAUAAUUCAAGUUACUUAUCAGGUUGGCAUCUUUGUGGCCUUUCAAUGCAAAGGAAAAGCCAUCCACGGCAUCAGCGGUCAAGAGAUUAAUUCCAUAAUAUUCAAUGCAUUUGCUCUCUGCCAAUUGCUCAACAUAUUCUGUGCCAGAGAGCCGGAGAAGAAGAACGUCUUUAACGGUCUUGGUUAUAAUUUUUGGUUUUGGACAGCGGCUGGAUUUUCUCUUAUUUUGCAGGUGGCAUUUGUUGAGGUAGCACCAAUAUUUAGCAACAGUUCGCGACUGAACUGGAAGCUAUGGGUUGUAUGCUUUUUAAUUGCUGCUGCUACAUGGUUCUUUGAUUGGGCAGGAAAGUAUGCAUCAGAACUGCUUCUUCGUCUAUGUGCAUUAGACUCAAUUGUGGAUCAUGAGUAA
Molecule: messenger RNA, 2355 nt
Organism: Nicotiana tabacum (common tobacco)
Lineage: Eukaryota; Viridiplantae; Streptophyta; Magnoliopsida; Solanales; Solanaceae
Source: RefSeq, a predicted model, not a curated record